Molecule: messenger RNA, 339 nt
Organism: Protopolystoma xenopodis
Lineage: Eukaryota; Metazoa; Platyhelminthes; Monogenea; Polystomatidea; Polystomatidae
Source: the annotation of a GenBank genome assembly
AUGUGGUCUCACCGGAGCUCGAAGGAGGAUUGCCGCGUAGCGAAGACUGUUGAAUUGUGUGAACAAGUCCUCGGCUCACCGUCCUGCGAACUCGAUAUUGUGACUGACAUCCUCAAAGCAGGUAUCCAUACUUCACGAAAUAGGGCAAAAUACGCCUUGGAUCUUGUUGCCGUGCUCGAUAAAAAUCAUUCCGAUACCUUCUGGUAUAACGACGCUCAGCCGGACUGUUGCGACAAACUUGAUGUGGGCUUAGGCCCUGGUGAGAUUGCGCUGACGUGGCUACAGGGUCACGUAAAGCAGAGUUCAUGUGGAUCACAUAAAACUGUCGUAACGGGCUGA